Exserohilum turcica Et28A is the source of this 1464-nucleotide messenger RNA. RefSeq lists its product as uncharacterized. Gene Ontology annotation, biological process: 'de novo' NAD+ biosynthetic process from L-tryptophan. The record is from RefSeq and is a predicted model, not a curated record. Bases 1 to 1464 code for a protein of 487 amino acids. Gene Ontology annotation, cellular component: cytoplasm. The transcript has 5 exons. NCBI's taxonomy places the organism in Eukaryota, Fungi, Ascomycota, Dothideomycetes, Pleosporales, Pleosporaceae. Gene Ontology annotation, molecular function: heme binding; indoleamine 2,3-dioxygenase activity; metal ion binding.
AUGGCCUUACUUGCGAUCUUUGCCUUGGGCGCCAUUUUUCUCAUCGGCCGAGCGCUCCUUGUACCGCCGUCGACAUACCGGAAAGCCAGAGUUGAGUCCUUGGCUUAUGAAUCAGAUUUCCCCACACCAGGAGGCCUUGGUGCCUUUGCUGCGUCCUGUUUCAAGAUCAUUGAUUGGUUCCAUAAGAUUGGCGAGAUUGAAUCACUGGCAGAGCGCCAUGAAGUGGGGGAGAUCUUGCAUGAUCUGAUACAAAAGGAUGGAGCAGGAUCGUGGCCACCAAAUGCCAAUCAUGACAAUUCGACUUGGCCCGCAGCACUUCGAGCAUACAUGGAUAUAUACUUGGAAAUGGCGCCCCUUCUGCCUCAGGCGACGCCUUCUCUCGAUGACGAGGUAAACGUGGCGCGUAUUUCAGCGUUCCGGCUACGCUUUCAGGACUUGCUUCGUGAGAGGGUGGAUGUGGUCGCAGUGACAAAGCUUCUGGUAGCAGUCAGCGCAGGCGGAUGGGCUGAACUUCCUCGAGACGUAUACAAUGCGUUUUACUGUUGCAUAGCAUCAAGUCGACAUGCCUACAGGUGGGCUACGAUCCCAGUGGUAAAAGCAGCCCAGAUAGAGAAGGCAGUCAAUCUCCCCAUCGAGCUGAGAGAGCCAUGGACGCUGAUGCAACAGCACUUUGGCUGUGCCUCAGAAGCUGGCAAUAACACAAGCAACCUGGUUCUCAAGUUCGAUACGAACGGCACCUACAACUAUGAGAUCAACAGUGGCAUGGCAACCAAUGUGCUUGCGGGCGAAGAGACUUUUGCACGCAUCUUCUACGAUGUAGAAGUCUUCGGUGUGCCUAUUUACUGCGACAUGGUGCACGCCAUUGUCGCCUUCUCACGCAGCGACACAGCCGCCUGCGCCCAGCACGUCGCCAACAUGACAUCGCAGCUGCGGCUCGUCACAGGCAGCUACAUGGAGAACAUGCACGACAAGGUGAUUGCGCAGUCCGUCUGGCUGUCCAAAAUCCAGGGCUUCUACGGCUGGGGCAUCGGGUACUUUGACGCCGACGAGAACGCGUGGGAGAAAUUCGACGGGCUUAGCGGAAACCAGGUCUUGCUGUUCCAGGCGCUCGACGCCUUUCUGGGAAUCGACCAGUACCUCUCUGCGAGGGACCAGGAGAGAAACGUACCCAGGAGACAAAGAGACCUGUGCCAUGCGCUGAGGAAAUACUCGUUUCGAGGCGUGCUGAGCGAUGGAGGGGAAGAUGAGAAUGUGCACCGGAUUCUACGUGAUUUUGAUGCGAUUCUGAAGCGGCUGAGGUUAUUCUGUGCGACUCAUCGGACGCGGUCGAAGAUAUACCUCUCGCACCCUGCGCCUGAGAGACUGCCCAUGACGGCUGGAAAGUCGUUGCUCGCUCCGGAUAUCGGCGAAAGCCUGGAAUUUCUCGACACCUUCAUGGAAAGGCGGUUGGCGCAGACGGUGUAG